Messenger RNA from Hippocampus zosterae (dwarf seahorse), 1727 nucleotides. Its product is annotated as serine/threonine-protein phosphatase 4 regulatory subunit 2-B-like. Lineage: Eukaryota; Metazoa; Chordata; Actinopteri; Syngnathiformes; Syngnathidae. The transcript is spliced from 9 exons. Gene Ontology annotation, biological process: protein dephosphorylation. Gene Ontology annotation, cellular component: nucleus; protein phosphatase 4 complex; cytoplasm. Bases 96 to 1292 code for a protein of 398 amino acids. Gene Ontology annotation, molecular function: protein phosphatase regulator activity. The record is from RefSeq and is a predicted model, not a curated record.
CAUGCGCAGUCUUGACCCGGUCCAGCUUUGUUAUGUUGCUGCCCGCUAUUGCUAACUAACAAGCGCAGCAUUUCCUUCGGUUUCCGGAGGCAGCGAUGGACACCGAAGCGUUAUUGGAAGCGUUUCAAGAUUUUGAGAAGAAAACAAAAAGGGAUACAAGCCCAGUAUUGGAGCAAUACCUUUGUCAUGUUGCCAAGACCGGAGAAGCAACGAUUCCGUGGUCACAAUUCAAAUCCUACUUCAUGUUUAAGUUGGAGAAUGUCAUCGAUGAUUUUCACUCAUCGACGCCUGAGCAGAGAGGCACACGCAAUCCCAAUGUAGAGCACGUUCCUUUUGAAGAGAUGAAGAAGAGGAUAUUAAAAAUAGUUGACAGUUAUAAUGGAAUCCCAUUCACCAUUCAGCGUCUGUGUGAGCUGCUCACUGAUCCCAAGCGGAACUAUACAGGAACAGAUAAGUUUCUCAGGGGUAUAGAAAAGAAUGUAAUGGUGGUCAGCUGUGUGUACCCUAUAUCUGAGAAAAAUGGAUCAUCUAAUUCAAACAGAAUGAAUGGAGUGAUGUUUCCUGGCUCUUCUGUACACUCAGAUGGUCGAAAUGUAAACGGACCAGGCAUGCCAAAACAGCUGAACAGGCCAAAGCUGUCAUUGUCGCCUACGCUUUCCACUAAUGGCCUCCCUGAGUGUGGAGUCAGCAAGGAGCCAGAGCCCACCGAAGAGGAGAAGGCGGAGCGGUGCAUCAGCACUGACCUUUCACUCUUGGGAGGUGAAAUCACUCCCAGCCGGACUAAGAAUAAACACACUGACGAGGAAGAGCAAGAGGAGGAUUCUGAUGCUGACAAGCACAACAGCAAGAGGCUAAAAGUCAAUGAAAAGCUGGAGAAGGAUGACAUGGCAAGUGAAAAUAAGGAUUCCUCGUGUACGGGCACGGAAAGAUCAUCGGCGAGGGCUGAAUCUUUAGAAGACUCUUGUGAUGGGGAAUACAAAAGUGAACCGUCUUGUCGAACACAACCCAUGAUCGACGAUUCAGAGCCCAGAAGCCCACAGGCAGGAGCAUGUGAAAAGGCGGCAGCUGAGAAGGCCCGCGGUGACAUCGCCAUUCAUCAGUCGGAGCUAAGACUGAAGGAGAAUCCCCUCAUUGAGUGCAACAUGAGGGACAGCGGCAGCGAGGGGGACUGCCUGCCCAGUGUUCAACUGGUCCUGUCGUCCUCUGGUAAUUCACCAAAUUUGUCAACAGGGGGCGAUGCAGACAAUUCAAUCUGCACAAAGACUGAAACCAAGCCUGGGCAAAGUGAAUAAAUGAGCCCGUUGACAUAACUGACUCUUGACACUGUACUAAACCACACCUAGGGUGAACUAUCCGGGUGGAACUGUAGGCUGCGGGAUCAGGAAUGACAUGGACCUGAAAGUUUCACACUUGAGAAACCUUUGCCCACUUCAGUUUGAACUAGUUGGUCAAAUAUCGACUAGUUUUAAAGGACUGAAAAGGAAAUCAUGGGGUUUUUUUUUUACUAUGGACUGUUUUUUCUAUGCCCCCACCCACCAUGUUAAUAUCUGCCCAUCAUGUACCACCUCAUAUGAGCUGAGUUAAAUCACAUCAUUGUUGGCAUGCAUUUCCAAAAGUUACUUUGGUAGUUUGAGUUGUUUUAGCCUAAGUACAGUUUUGACAUGAAGAAUGUCUGCCUCCAACUAAAUAAGAAGGCCCUUAAUGACCUUUUCUAUGGAGGAAAAGAA